GAUUGCUCAUUUAAAUGGGGGCUGGCGUCAAGUGCACGCAAUGCCCCUCGCACUAUGCACGUCUAAGUGUAUAUAAGGCCAUGGUGGACUACAUUGAUUUGAUUCCAACUGUGAAAUGAAGAAAUUGCUGCGGCUUAUUCAGCGCGUUUUGCCCUCGAAUGCGGCUGAGGGCAGAAUCGGCUCCAUCGAGCUGAACUUGUGGCUGGCUCACUUGGUAGGCCUGCCCCUGGUGGGGCUGAAGCCGGAGACACCUCUGCAGAAGCUGUGCAUCAUUGCAGUCGGAUAUCCCGUUGUGCUUGCCGUUUGGUAUUAUGUCUUCCUGGAGCUAUACGACCUCUGCCUCAAUUGGCAUGACCUGGACGCAAUGACACAGAACCUCAUCCUCUCCUUUACGCACGUGGCCUUUCUGAUAAAGAGCUGUGCUGCAUUUAUCUUUGUUAUCUACAUAUUCCCUCUCUUUCAUUCUGUUACGCUCAAUGUGAGAUUUCGAUUGAGUCUCUGGCGUAUCAUGUGCUACGGAACCCUUAAGAGCAUUUUACAGAAGCUGUCUGAGAUCACCCGUCGCUGCGUGCUCUCCGAGCGGCAACUGGAGGCGUUUCAGAGAGCUGAGCUGAAGAACAAAUUGGCGAAUCUGGCUUACUUUUACCUCGUGCUGACGCCAGGUAUUCUGAGUGUGGUCUACAUACUGACCGGAUCUAUCUGGAAUGGUACACGAGUGAUUCCAGCAAUUAACAUGAUCUACCUUGCAGCACCCGAGGAGUUUGCAGGAAAUCGUUUUCCGUAUCGGGCCCAAAUGCCCCACUUCCUGCCGCGCAUCGUGCAGUCGCUCUACAAGGGCUUGGGUGUUUCGCUCCUGGCACUGCAGACGACCACCAUUGACUUCCUCAACAUCUCGGUGAUGGGGCAGAUAUGCAUGCACCUCCAGGUGCUCAGCUUGGCCUUCGAGAAGCUGCACGACAGCAGCGGCAUCGACGCCUACAGCUGGCUGGUUGCCACAGUCAAAUACCAUUGCGAGUUGAUUCUUCUGCGCCAGCAAGUGGAGCGCAUCUUCAAUCUGGCUGUGAUGCUGCAGUUCGUUAGCUCCGUUUUCAUUGUGGCCAUGACCGCCUUCCAGGUCAUCGUGAUCGGCGACGGCUCGAAGAGCUCCAUGAUAAUGAACCUGAUGCUCUGCUGCGUGCUCUGUCAACUGUUUAUGUACUGCUACUUUGGCAACGAGGUGUACGAGCACAGCAAAUCCCUCUCCAGCGCUGCCUUUAGCUGCAAUUGGUAUUCACUCGACCGGAGGUGCAAGAAGACCUUGUUGAUUUUCAUGGUAAACGCGGAUCGUCUAUUUCUGUUUACGGCUGGCGGGUUUAUGGGUCUCACCUUGCCCAGUUUCACUUAUAUCAUAAGCAAGUCCUAUUCCCUUGUGGCGGUGCUCAGGCAAAUGUACAGCAGGUCUUAGAGGAACUAGUGGAGAGAAGACGA
Drosophila arizonae is the source of this 1467-nucleotide messenger RNA. Its product is annotated as odorant receptor 85b-like. Gene Ontology annotation, biological process: detection of chemical stimulus involved in sensory perception of smell; sensory perception of smell. Gene Ontology annotation, cellular component: plasma membrane. The record is from RefSeq and is a predicted model, not a curated record. Lineage: Eukaryota; Metazoa; Arthropoda; Insecta; Diptera; Drosophilidae. Gene Ontology annotation, molecular function: odorant binding; olfactory receptor activity.